This is a messenger RNA of Chelonoidis abingdonii (Abingdon island giant tortoise), 8093 nucleotides long. RefSeq names its product transmembrane protein 245 (gene TMEM245). The record is from RefSeq and is a predicted model, not a curated record. NCBI's taxonomy places the organism in Eukaryota, Metazoa, Chordata, Testudines, Testudinidae.
CGGCUGCUGCUGCUGCCGCCGGCGGCGGUGUCGUCGCUGCCGCGGCUGGAGAAGCCCAUCAAGCAGGCCUUCUACAACACCGGGGCGCUGCUCUUCGCCGGGCUGUGCUGCGGCGCCGCUGUGCUGGUCUACUUCAUCCUGGAGGCCUUCCUGCGGCCGCUGCUCUGGGCCGUGCUCUGCGGCACCUUCCUGCACCCCUUCAAGAGCUCGCUCACCGCGCUGGGCCGCCGCUGGCUCGGCCGCCUGCACCGCUCCCGCACCCCGGUGCUGCUGGCCGCCCUGCUGCUGCCCAUCUGCUUCGCCAACUACGGCGCCGAGGCGCUGGGCGAGCAGGUGCUGCGCAGGCGGCGCCUCCUGCUGCUGCUGGGCGCUGGCGGCCCCCUGCUCUACGGGCUCUAUUGCCUCGGCAGCUCCCUGGGAGUCCAGGUGCUCCUGGCCCAGACCGGACUCCUGAUCUGCCGGGGGCUCGACUUCUUCAGCAGCCUGUGGAUAUGGACCUUAGUUGUUGGUUAUCUGUUGACUGUUUCAUUCAAGUGGAAUGCAAGCACUGAACGUUAUUUAAGAGCAAUCUCCAUUCCUGUCUGGAUAAUACUGCUCUUCCACUUAGCUUCUGUGGCUGGAUCCUGGAGGAUUCCAGUAUUUCUGGUUAUAGUUUUUCUGAUGACAGUGGGCAUGAUGCAUGAGCAAUGGAGCGGAAAGGAGUCUUCUGGGACAGAACUUCCUGGUCAAAUGAUUUCCAUUGCUGCUUCUACAAUUGCCAUGGCAAUAUCUGUCACAGGAUAUGAUUCAAGUAAUGAGCAACAUUCACCCCAACCCUCAGAAACAGCAGAAAGUGGACAACCCUCUCAAGACUCGUCCUCUUCUUUUUCCUCCUCUUCAUCCACUACCGGUGGCAGACACAGGCCUGAGAUUGGAGCUUUUCUUAGAAAGAAGAAAACCAGUGAUAUCUACUUUGUUACACUUGUAUGGGCCAUUGUUGUAGUCCAAAUCUGGCUGAAUCUCUGGAUUGUGCAGUUAUUGCCAGUUCCUGUUGCAGUUUGGGUUGUUAAAAAACUUGUGGUCCACUUUGGAGUUGUAAACUUCAUGGCGAAACGUUGUAAUAGUUGGUGGCAUGUUCUGGAAAACUUUGUGAAGGAGCGGCAGGAGGCUCUCGCUCCAUGGCCAAUCAGAGGGCUUGGAAGGGUCAUGCUAAAACUUGACAGUAAGCUGUGGCACUGGCUUAAUAAGAAGAUGAUCGUGUGGUUGGAGAAAAUGCUUGAUAAAAUAAUUAGCAUUUUCAUAAUAUUUUUGCUAGUGAUAGGAACCCUUCUGCUAGCCCUGCUCCUUACGGCAAAGGUACAUCAAGAGAGCGUUCACUUGAUUCAAGUCACAAGCAGCUUGAUCAAUGAGACUGUAGCCAAUCACCCAGAGUGGGCAAACUGGCUCCCUGAAGCUCAGGUCAUUCAAAAAGCUCUCAAUUCGGCUGCUAACAACGUGUAUCAGUAUGGCCGAGAAUGGAUUACACACAAGCUCCAUAAGAUAUUAGGAGACAAAGUGAACAACACUGCUGUGAUUGAAAAGCAAGUGCUAGAGCUCUGGGACAGACUUUAUCACUCUUGGUUUGUGAAGAAUGUAACGCAUUCUGGAAGACACAAAGGCCACAAGCUGCAAAUAAAUCGUCAGAACAGCUGGCUGGGUGACAUUCUGGACUGGCAGGAUAUUGCUUCGUUUGUUCAUGAGAACAUUGAGACAUUUCUUUCAAUUCUGGAGUCUUUGUGGAUAGUGAUGAGUCGUAAUGUGAGCCUACUGUUCACCACAGUAACAACAUUAGUGACAAUCCUCUUCUAUAGUGGGACAGCCCUUCUCAAUUUUGUGCUCUCACUGGUGAUUUUCCUGACCACGUUGUUUUAUCUAUUAAGUUCCAGUGAUGAGUAUUAUAAACCAGUGAAGUGGGUGAUUAGCUUGACACCUUUGUCUCAACCAGGCCCAUCCUCAAAUAUUGUUGGCCAGUCUGUGGAAGAGGCCAUAAGAGGUGUGUUUGAUGCUUCUCUCAAAAUGGCUGGGUUCUAUGGACUGUACACCUGGCUCACUCACACCAUAUUUGGAAUUAAUAUUGUCUUCAUACCAUCAGCAUUGGCAGCAAUCCUUGGAGCUGUUCCAUUUCUGGGAACAUACUGGGCAGCAAUACCCGCAAUUCUAGAUCUGUGGCUCACCCAAGGAGAAGGAUGCAAAGCCAUUUUGCUUUUGGUUUUUCACCUGUUGCCAACGUACUUUGUAGACACAGCAAUCUACUCAGAUAUAUCAGGAGGUGGCCAUCCCUACCUAACAGGCCUCGCAGUAGCUGGUGGAGCAUAUUACCUAGGAUUGGAAGGAGCGAUCAUAGGACCCAUACUGCUUUGUAUACUGGUGGUUGCCUCUAACAUAUACAGUGCCAUGUUAGUGAGUCCAACAAAUUCAGUUCCCACCCCAUCACAAACACCAUGGCCUCUGCAGAUAUAUCAGCCAUCUAGAGAGAGUCCUGAAGAGAUGAAAAUAGCCACAGAGUGAGAUUUACACCAUCUUGCACCUGAUCAACAUGAAGUUGUCGUCACUCGCUUCUACCUGGAUUGAGUUCAGAACAGUCGUGGCCUUCUGUCCCUCUUCCAGCUGUGCCUAGUGACAGCUCAUAGUGAAGCACAGUUUAAAACAAACCCUCACAUCUGCUGGCCUUACAUUAUUAAGCACUUUGCCUUUGCAAGAGAGGCUGUCUGCUUCCCAUCACUUUGCAUAUUAACACACAGACUUAAAGAUCAGAUGCCUUGUGUGUAGAUUUUUUUUCUUCAUACAAGAACAAGUAGUACCCACUGAAUCAAGGAUGCCAUCUGCUGAAAUAACUAACUUGGCUUUUAUUUCUUUGGAUGUUUGCGUUGUUAGACUUUUAAACAAGUUAAAUCCCUAAGUCUUUUGUUGCUGAAAUCUUCAAUUGAUCUAAGGGUGUAUUUACUUGUAGAGAUGCUAAAACUUUUAAAGGUGUGAAACACCUGCUAUGAAAAGAAAAUAUAGUAUAAUUAUCUGCUGCUUCUCAAAGCGUUUCUUUUGAGAGGUGUGACAGUCACCAUUCAAUUAAUAACACUUGAAGCUUAUUUAUCUAUACACUAAUAGUGUUUAUGCUGUCAGGGAGUGAUGCUUCCACUUGCAGAUUGUGUUAAGUGUAGGUUAUCCUCACGUGGAAUAGGAGUAUCUGUAAAAACAAUUUAAUCCGUGAGUUCACUUUUGCAGUUAAACUUAGUAUUCUGUUUUGGUUUAUUGGUAGAGCUUAAUUUAAUGCACUAGGGUCUCAGUAAGAUGAUGUACACAAAGUCCCAAUGGAUUCUUGCCAAAUUUAACCAAAGGGCUUAAAUAUUUCCAGGCAGAAGUAAUAUUGGCUUACCAUAUCUAAUUACAGUAUUUGGAAGAUGCUGAAUGAUUGUGUUCACGCCAUUUUUUUAAUUCUCAUUUAUUGAGAAGUAAUAAUCAAGAAGGUGAGAGAUGAUGGGAGAAGGGGGAAAGCACAAGACAAGCAGAGAUCUCAAAUUCCUAAAAUAUGUUCUUGUCCUGGACAUCAAAUUGAAGUACACUAGAGCAUUUUUUUCUCUUUUCCCCCAAACUAUAGUUGACCUUAAAUUGCAGUUUUAACGGCACUGAAGGCUUUUCAUACCUUCGUUAUUGAUGCAGGUUUGAAAUAGUGGGUUAUUGGCACCAAAAAGUAAUUGCGUUCUUUUUUGUGUAAGUUCUUAAAUUCAAAAGACAAAUACGUGAGCAAAAAUUUUUACCCCAAAUACUUGGUCAAAAAAUACACUCAGAUCAUCUGGCACCAGGUACAAUACAAAUAAGAUGCUAUGCAGGUGGUGUGGUUUUCUUUUUUUUUCAAAUACCAGAGCAAAACCAUUCCAUUCCUAAUUGACUCUGCCUUGAAUUUAUAGCACGGUUUCUUCUUCUGAUUAUACAAAAUACAGGCAUUGUCAUGCACUUCGUCUCUCCUUGCAUUAUAAAAUAGCUAUAGUACAAAUCUGUCCAUACUAUAGACCCAGGGAUCUGGUUCAACCCAGGUGAGAGAGAUUGUUAUAGAUUGCUGCUAGUUUUUUGAUGUGACCAUGCAUGUGUUUAUAGAUAAUAUUUCUAAGACUGGAUCCUUUGUGCCCUAUGUAUUGCAGUGUUUUGAGAUCAGUUCAGUGUGCUGCAAUGCAUGGGCACAAUAUGUGUAGUUCCGGAUAGGGCAGUUACUCCAACUUUGAAUUUCUUUGCUUCUGUGGAACAAAGUUAGACCCUUUACAUUAUUCAACAUCAUUUUGUUUCAUGAAUGGCAAUUUUGCAAACAGUCAGGAUCUCACUAAGAGUAUCAAUUCCUGUAGUAUAUAGACCAGUAUAUGAAUGAUAGACUAUAAUUGCUCUUGGGAAAUUGCUACUUUCUGUUAGAUUAGUGUAUGCUACCAUGCUGAGCAGCAUUGUGUAUCUGUUUUGGUUAAUCAGGUCAUUGUGUAGCCAGGCAACUUUUGAAAAGGGUUGUCACAUGAGAGAAAAAUGCUGAAAAUGUAUACAACUAACAAGAAUCCACAAGCUUUAAUAUUUUUACACUUUUCUCUUGCUGCUUUUUGCUCACUAUUAAACAUUGUGUUAAGUGUUUUCUACAUAGAUAGCAUGUUCACAUCUAACCUGAUCUUUCAUAACCCUGUGUUACUGAAUUUGUGAUGGCAGUCAUUUCCAUGCUAUCAGAUAGUGAUCUCAUAAGUAACGGUUGAUUUCAUUACUAUAAUCACAGAGAAGAAUCUCUGAUAUGAGGAGAGUUCUUUUUCAAACACAAGUUAUCUUCAAUAAUAGCAAAAAAAUUAGACUGAGAAGACGUUGCUAUUUUGAAAUGUUCCUUUCCCAAUGUGAAAAAAAUCCAUCAGUGUGAUACGAUACACAUUGUCUAUUUGUUUUUAUGUAUGCAUUUUUUUUAAAAGGAAUACUUGAGGCUUCCAGUCUCCAACUUCAACUAACAUUUGUCAUUAAUAACACAAUAGGAAAGCUAGAAAUUCACAGUAAACCUAGAUUUAAGAUCCCAUACUUUAUGCCAUGUCUGUAUCUGAGGAACAAAGACUGUGUCGCAUGUCCCUUUGAGGCAUGAGGCUCAAUGACAAUAUAGUAAUGAGUAAACUCUGCUUUUAAAAUUACCAUGUCAAAAUACUCAAUCACCCACAUGCUUGCUUAACAAAUGUAAGAAAUCAGAAUCUUUACAUAUAGAUGCCUUAUGGAAAAGUAUAUGUUUUUAACACAAUGGCUGUUAGUGUUCAAAAAAUAAAUUGUCACCAGGAACUAAUGACCUGCACAUUUUCAUUUUUAACAUCCAUUUUCAUUUGUGGAAACAUACAUCUGAAAUGUGUUUGUUUUUUCUUUUAAAUCAACUUUCCAGCAACUUAAAAAUUACCAAACUAAUUUUAUCCAUGUUGUUCUUUUAAAAGAGAAAAAAAAAGUGGGGGAGGAGACAAUUCUGAAUAUACUUUGUAUGAAAAGAAACAUCUUUGAGUAAUUUUUAACCUAGUUAUAGAUCCCAGGAAAAAUUGUUUAUAGACUCUUCUUUGUGCAGUGGCAUUUUGAAUAGGGCCCUCCUUCUAUCCAUAUUUAUAGCCUCUGUCACAAUGAGGCUUGAUUUAGUCUGAAUCUUCUUGGCAUUGCUACAAUAAAGUGUUUCUAGAAUAACAGUCAAAUUAAACACUCUGUGUGCAAGUACAAAAUCAGUCAUUUUGAUGAGUUGUUAAAGGAAUGCUUAUAUUUUUAUUGGUUGUCAUGAGAUGGUACUCAGCAGUGAAAUAAUGAUGACAACAUAAGGUGUGUCAGCCAUGAUGCUGUCAUGUUUUUCUAGCACAUUAGGUGUAUCCUAAGUACUAAGUUAUCAAUAGCUCUAUCAUACUAAUGGUUUUUAUCAUACAUUUCAGUAGAUUUAUUUCCUCCUUUUUUAUUAAAUUGGAGUAUUUAGGCACAUGAAUUUUAGUUAAUAAUUAUGAUUAGGAAACCAGUAAUAUCUUACAAAACUGCAAACUGCAAUAAAAAAAACUGUAGAAAAUUUAAUUGCUGUCUCCAGUGUUAGCAUUCAGUAUGUUUAUCUUAAUUUCCAAAAAAAAAAAAGUUAAUAUGGCAGAAAUGUUAAAUCCUCUGUUAAAAAGACCGAGCCUAAAUUCAGCAGUAACACCUUUGUAAAAAAUGUAAAAGAAAAUUCAGUCCACAGUUAAGGUUAAACUCAUCAUCUUUUAAAAAAAAUAAAUAAUAAAAAAAUAAUUGCUGUAGUGCUAAUUCCUAGCACUAGGGUCAUUAGACUACUUAUAAGGCUGCCUCCCCAGUGACCAUUAUGCAAGUGUCCAAGAUGGCACUUCACGUCCCCGAGUGGCAGAAUGGCCCACCAUCACCUUCAUACAUAUGUGGACUGUUUGUAUUGUGUGUGUGAUGUGUCUGCUUAGGCGCAGACACUCUCACUCCAGAGCACAAUGCUGGACUCAUGGGCACUUCUGUGAAAAUAGACUAUAAUUUUUUUAAAGCGUUUGCAUUAAAGAUGUGUAUUUUUUUUAAUUAAAGUUAGAAGACUUUAUGGUUAAUAUCAACAACAACAUUUAAUUUUCUGUAAACAGUUUCGGGGAAGCCUGUAGUCUUAAAAGAGAGAAUAAUGGUUUCCCCUCUUCUAGUUACGGUUGACAUGCCUUAAACCUACAGAUGGAUCUUCUCCAGAACUCACUUCUCUUAUUUGGUUUAUUAUAUGAUAGUAAAAACAGUAUUUUGUCUUCCUCUUUGGGCACUCCAGUGAAUUACAGAAUGUAACAAUGCAAUUCCUCUUUCGUUCCCAAGUUUUCUGUAAACUAAAAUGGCCUAAAGUUUUUAAGUCAUGUGAAUUUAAGCUUUAAUCGGACAUUGUUUCUUACUGUCAGUUUUAGUUCAAGUCCUUCAUGCUUUAUGAUGAAUGUGUACAAGUAUUUUAUGAAGGUAAAGCAGGUAUUUUAUGAAGCGUGAAAAAUGAGCUAAGUGUUUUUAAAAAUCAGAAGUAAUGAGCGUAUUCAAGGAUUCCACAUUAGGGUUUUUUUUAAGUGUAUACAUAGUCUGUUUUUCUUCAAAUUAUUUUUAACUGACAAACUGUCUUUUGUGAUUCCUAGGAAUAAAAUGUUGUGUUGCCUGUGUAUAUAGUAGAAAUAAACAUUUUCUGGAACUGUCUAUAUAUGGUAUACAAUAAAUAGUUUCUCCCCAGUCUCUUUACCUAGCAAAUAUCUGAUCAGGUGACUAAAUAAACUGUUCUGAUGUAAUAGCGGUACAAAACUAGUCAACACCAGUCUUUCUAGUAACAGCUAAAGAACCAGAAUGUAGAGCCUAUCGGUCCUGAAAGUAGUUGCACUGCUCCACCAGAGCACUUCUAGCCUUAAUAGGUCAUGAAAUAUCAGGCUUUCAAAUCCCCAAAUGUUGUUACUCUUUUUUCCUCCCCCACUUAUAGGAUGACAUUUUAGUAUCUGGUAUUUAAGAAUUACUAGAAUUGGAGAUUGUUGCUUUAAGCCUUUUGUAAAAUAGGUUCCAGGAUUCAGAGGGUAUGCUGCUACAGCAGUCGGUCUGAUUCAGGAAAGCAUUUCUCUCUAGGACAACAUUUUAAGCAAAUCCCAUUGAAGUCUGUAUUAAAACCAUGUGUGUGUUUCAGUGCUGCCCUAAAUACUGAUGGACUUAAGCGUGUGCUUAAGUGCUUAUAUUCUAGUACUGAAGAUGGCAGCAUUUAGAAUCAUGUUGAAAUUAAAGCAGGUGGGGGAGGAAAAUAGAUCUGACACCUUUCCAGUGGAAUACAGCGUUCAUUUUAUGGCUUGGAUCGGUUUUCAGUCUGUUGAAUUUAAACUGUUGUUUUACUUGGGCCAAUCUUGGUUGUGUGUGUUUGGUUUGUUUUUAGUGUUUUGUUUUGUUUUCGUCACUGGAUGAGGGUGAACUAUAACAAGUCCGUGACUUCUAGUAAAAGUAAUUUUCAUUCCCUGCACAAGGCUUUGACAUAGUCACAAUGUAACAGCAUGAUACAGAGUUACAUCAGAACAAAAGUCUGUUCAGUGAAAAAACAAAUUGAUAUCCAGGCCUUGAUGCUGAAAUAAUAAAUAAAACCACCA